Octopus sinensis (East Asian common octopus) is the source of this 456-nucleotide messenger RNA. RefSeq lists its product as uncharacterized. NCBI's taxonomy places the organism in Eukaryota, Metazoa, Mollusca, Cephalopoda, Octopoda, Octopodidae. The transcript has a single exon. The record is from RefSeq and is a predicted model, not a curated record. Bases 1 to 456 code for a protein of 151 amino acids.
AUGUGGAAUUUACCAAGGACCGGCUUGGAUUCUGGAAUUUGGAAUUUACUAAGGACCAGCUUGGAUUCUGGAAUUUGGAAUUUACUAAGGACAAGCUUGGAUUCUGGAAUUUGGAAUUUACUAAGGACCGGCUUGGAAUCUGAAAUUUGGAAUUUACCAAGGACCGGAUUGGAUUCUGGAAUUUGGAAUUUACUAAGGACCGGAUUGGAUUCUGGAAUUUGGAAUUUACUAAGGACCAGCUUGGAUUCUGGAAUCUGGAAUUUACUAAGGACCGGCUGGGAUUCUGGAAUCUCGAAUUUACUAAGGACCGGCUUGGAAACUGGAAUUUGGAAUUUACUAAGGACCUGCUUGGAUUCUGGAAUUUGGAAUUUACUAAGGACCAGCUUGGAUUCUGGAAUUUAUUCCCCUGCGGACAUCAGAGGAAUGAGAUUUUUUUUAAAGAAAAUAGCAUUAUAA